Messenger RNA from Osmerus eperlanus (European smelt), 1282 nucleotides. It is a transcript of the gene mettl21e, whose product is annotated as methyltransferase like 21e. NCBI's taxonomy places the organism in Eukaryota, Metazoa, Chordata, Actinopteri, Osmeriformes, Osmeridae. The transcript has 4 exons. The coding region runs from base 116 to 859 and encodes 247 amino acids. Gene Ontology annotation, biological process: peptidyl-lysine methylation. Gene Ontology annotation, cellular component: cytoplasm; cytosol. Gene Ontology annotation, molecular function: protein-lysine N-methyltransferase activity. The record is from RefSeq and is a predicted model, not a curated record.
CUGAAGACCAAACCACCAGUAGGACAAACACCUGCUCCCGGGCACACCGUGGCCCAGACUCUGAGAAGCACCCCUGAGGAUAGCCAACCCCUCCGAGUUCCACAUCACCCCAGACAUGGAGACCCACCUGGCACAGUCUACAGGACAGACUCCGACCAAAACCCCAGCUGAAGAUGUUGCCGUGGACGCAGAGCUGGAGCACGCCAUCAUGGAGCGCCGCUUCUGUCCGCCUGUCAUCACCACGCAGAUGUGGGAGGGCUUCACCUACGCCGACUCCCAGAUCCGCAUCACCGAGUCGACCGGCUGCUACGGAGCCGUGCUCUGGCCCUCUGCAUCAGUCAUGUGCUAUCUGCUGGAUGUGAACCGUGACAAAUACAACCUGACUGACAAGAACGUCAUCGAACUAGGUGCCGGAACCGGAUUGGUAUCCAUAGUAACCAGCCUGCUGGGUGCCAAGGUAACCUCCACUGACCUUCCAAAUAUCCUGGGGAACUUGCAGUACAAUAUUAGCCGUAACACUAGAGGGCGCUGCAGACACACCCCCAAGGUCACAGAGCUCAUCUGGGGCCAGGAGCUGGAGCAACGCUUCCCCCAAGCCAGCAGUCACUUCGACUACAUCCUGGCUGCUGAUGUGGUGUAUGCUCACCCCUAUCUGGAGGAGCUGAUGCAGACAUUCGAGCACCUGUGUCAGGAGGGCACGGAGAUCCUCUGGGCCAUGCGCUUCCGGCUGGACAAGGAGAACACCUUCGUGGAGCGCUUCCAGAGCCGCUUCCAGGUGGAGGAGGUGUACAACCUGCCCAGCCUCUGCAUCAAGCUGUACCGAGCCUGGAGGAGGGUGGACCCUCGGGGGCCUGCCUGAGCGACUGGUGGAAGUGUGUGUAUGUUACGUGUGUGUGUGUGUGUGUGUGUACAGUUCAUAUUACCAAAAAAUCCCAAAAGUGCUUACAAGAAUAAUAUGACAAAAGUAUGACAUCAUAUAGAUACCUAAAAAACUGUGACUUAUUUUUACGUUUGUAUGCGGUAUGUCGCUUUUUAUUGAUUGUAUUGUAUAUUAUGCUUCCUAUAUAAAGAUUUUUUUUUUUAUUCUAUAGAAGCUAUUGUAUGAUAUUGAAAAACGGACUUACUGUAUAUUCCUACCCUUUCUCCAGACCAUAGCAUAAUAGUUUUAUUGUAAACGUUUUGUAUAAUACAAAAAAAAAAAUUGAUGUACAAUAUCAGAUAUUGUUUAUUUAAUAAACCUUUUUUAUAACACACAUGUUAAAUAAACAUAGUUUAUUCUCGA